AUGACCGACAGAGAGGGCCAGGACCAUGGCCAGGACCACGGCCACGACCACGGCCACGAUCACAGUGCGUCUCCGCUGGAUGAUGCAACUGCCGAGAGGCCGGCAAAGAGGCCCCGGCGGAGCUUUGUCGCCUGCCGGCGAUGCCACUCACACAAAAUCAAAUGCUCUGGCGGCAAUCCGUGCCACAACUGCCAGGUCUCCGGCAGCACCGCUGACUGCGUCUACCCCAUGCGGGACCGCAAGGUGCUGAUCCAGGAGAGCUAUCUCAAGAAACUCGAAGAGGAGAGCCAGCUGUGGAAGGCCAGUCGCGGCAAGAUCCCUCAGACAUUGCAGAACAAGCCCACCACCGCUGCUGCUGAAGGCGAGGAAGGCUCCGACGUCAACCUGCGCAACCCCCUGAUCGAGGACCGCGCCUGGUUCGUCCCCGACAAUGCCUCGACGCAGCCUGUCUACAUCGGCGAGGCGGCGUGCACCGCGUUUGGCACGCGUCUGCGCCAGUUCCUCAGCGGCAACGAGCCCGUCACGCCGCUGUCGAGGCCCAGCUACUUCAAGGACCGGGCCCUGCUGCGCAUGUCCGAUCCGGCCUUCCAGCUCCCCAACCGCGCCUACGCGCAUCUGCUGCUCAAGGUCGCGCUGCGUUUUCUCGGAAACGACUACCAUCUGAUGCUGCGCAAGACGACGGUCGAGCGGAUGGAUGCGCUGUAUCGCGACCAGUGCUUCGACGACCCCGUCUUCCUCUGCAAGCUCUUUGCCCUCUUCGCCAUGGGCGAGAUGUACUCCAACCGCAGGCUCUCGUCGACCAAGGGAGCCGGCAUUCCCGGAACGGGCUUCUUUGUGCAGGCGAUGAGUCUGUUCCAGGAUCUGCAUGAGGAGGCGACGGUGCCGUAUAUCGAGACAUUGCUCAUUCUGUCGCUGUUUUCUCUGGCCCUGAACCGCACCAAUUCCGCUUAUACCUACGCCGGAAUGGCGCUCCGGCUCUGUCUGACGCUGGGCCUGCACCACAAUCUCCCGGAAGGGUACAUGAUAUCGGCCGUGGAGCGCGAACACCGCAUCCGCGUGUGGUGGAGCAUCUACACGAUCGACCGGAUCACCAGUUCCAAGCUGGGCCAUCCCGUCACCGUCAGAGACAGCGACAUCGACGUCGAUCUGCCGUCGAUGGAGCGCCUGACGCCCAGCGAGCGGGAGGAAUUCUCCGAUCCGGCGCAUCUGGUCGCGCAUCUCCGCCUGGCCCGGAUCACGGGCGACAUCAUCAGCGACAUCUACGGCCGGUCGGGCCAGAACAAGUCGUUUGUGCAGAGCGUGCACAAGAUCCUGCGCAGUUUGCGCUCGUGGGCAGAGACGCUGCCCGAGAGCGUCCGCAUCUGCUCGAGCAAUCCGCAGCGAUACUCGUCGCGGAACGUUGCGUCGUUGCAUCUGUGUUUCAACCAGUGCGUCAUUCUGACCACCCGCCCAAUCUUCUUCCACGUCUUCAAGUCGCGCUUCCAAGACGAAGCUUCCGUGCCAUCCCCCAUGACGAACGCGCUGGCUGACGCCUGCAUCCACGCAGCGCGGAGCUCCAACAGCCUGCUGACCCAGCUCUGGGUCGACGGCGGGAUGGCCAUCUUCGGGUACUUCGACGCGCACUAUCUCUUUUCCUCAACGAUCAUCCUGAUGAUGUCGAGCAUCCUGCGCCACAGCGACGCGGACCGGGACCGCGACGCCGUCGAAACAGCGUCCGACAUUAUGCAGUCGAUGGUCCACGACGGCAAUCUGCCGGCGGCAAGCUUCUACCAGCAUUUCUGCGAGAUCCGGAAGAUUAUGCAGGAAUUCAACGAGCGGGGGAGCUGCGUCGGUCAAGCAUCAACAUCUGCAUCUGCAUCGGCAUCUGCAUCGGCAUCUGCAUCCAGGAUGGUUGCAUCAGCAACAGCCCCAGACUCCACUCCCGGCCAGGUACACGACGGACAGAGCGUUUUCCUCGUCCAGUCGGCGCUGGACGACCCUUCUAUUCAGAGCUUCCUGACGCAGCCGGAUCUGCACUGGGGGUUUCCGACGGCCUUGGAGACGACGGGCGAUACGGCGCUGUCUGCGCCGUGGCUGUUUGAGUAG
This is a messenger RNA of Rasamsonia emersonii CBS 393.64, 2085 nucleotides long. RefSeq names its product C6 transcription factor. Lineage: Eukaryota; Fungi; Ascomycota; Eurotiomycetes; Eurotiales; Trichocomaceae. Bases 1 to 2085 code for a protein of 694 amino acids. Gene Ontology annotation, molecular function: sequence-specific DNA binding; DNA-binding transcription factor activity, RNA polymerase II-specific; zinc ion binding. The transcript has 3 exons. The record is from RefSeq and is a predicted model, not a curated record. Gene Ontology annotation, biological process: positive regulation of transcription by RNA polymerase II; DNA-templated transcription. Gene Ontology annotation, cellular component: nucleus.